Sipha flava (yellow sugarcane aphid) is the source of this 3057-nucleotide messenger RNA. RefSeq lists its product as uncharacterized. Bases 492 to 2639 code for a protein of 715 amino acids. The record is from RefSeq and is a predicted model, not a curated record. Gene Ontology annotation, molecular function: small GTPase binding; actin filament binding. Gene Ontology annotation, biological process: cortical actin cytoskeleton organization; cell migration; regulation of cell shape. The transcript has 7 exons. NCBI's taxonomy places the organism in Eukaryota, Metazoa, Arthropoda, Insecta, Hemiptera, Aphididae. Gene Ontology annotation, cellular component: cytosol.
CCGUCGAAACGUAUCGCAUGCGCUCGUCAGCCGCGCACACGCACUAUCACGUUCUUGUGCGGCGGCCGUCCGUUUCCGUCCGUGUCCGUUCCGUCCGUGUUCGACCGUGCGGUUUAUCUGUUCGAACGCAUCCGAUUGUACCGUGCGAAGCGGCACCGAGCUGAAAGUGUGCGCGGAAAACUCUGACCGAAUCGUCGUAUUCGUUGAACAAGUUAAGCGUUCUUAAGAUACAUCGGUUUUUUUUUUUUUUUUCUUAACCGUCUCUUGCGCCAUUUUAUGGUACAUUAGCGCCGAGCGUACGGUGUCGCGGUAAAGCGAUGCGGUGAUACGGCCCCAACACGAAGACAUUUACACCGCGAGUCGAUAUCGUUUUUGUCGAAUAACUUUUCGCUGUCUCCGGUCGACCUCGUCGUGUUCGCACGUGCCAUUUCGCCUAUGCGCGCGUCGUAGUGUUCUCGUUGUCACCAGCGCCCUUUGCAACGGUCGGAUAAAUGGUCCGGAAACCCAAAGACUCCAACAUGAUAUCGGCGAAACCUAAUAACAAGAUGAACGACCACGUGGCUCGGUUACGGGUGGUACAAGAAGUCUCAUCACGAAACAGUUCGGCCAGCUGGAACAGUUCUUGCACGUUUUCCACCGAACAGAGUUUCCAAGAUCAGCCAAGGCCACCGGUAUAUAAUGUGGAAGACUACGCCGGAUCGUUGCGCAAAUUCGGAAAACGAGGAUCAACGUCCGAUAGCAACAAUGGAGAUUCGCAGGAAGCGAAAGAAACCGAAAUGACUCUGAAAGAGUUCACGUCAAUCACGGAACUUCUGGAAAAGCUUAGCGCUGAUUUAAAACUCGCGUAUUUCAGUUUCGUGCAAGAGUUCGUCGGCGACCCCAUAGACGGCGUCACGCUGCUGCUGGAGCUGCUGAAGACCAUCCAGCAGAACGGCACCCAGACCAAGUGCACGCCCGCGAACCAGCGCCGGAACGCGUUGGACGAGAACUCGUGCCUGCAGUGCUUGAAGUACUGCCUGCGGUGCCAGGACGCGGCUAGGAGACUGGCCGUAUCGUCGGCUGGUCUCUACACGCUGGCCGCUUGCAUCAUGAGCACGGUCAACUCGUCCCGGCUCCUGACCCUUGAGCUGUUGACCAAAGCGUGCUGCGAAUCGGGCACGGCCGAAGGACACAACACGGUGUCGGACGCGAUGAGCACGAUGCGACUUCGGUUCGCCGAGCCCGUCCGGUUCAGAUUUCUGGUGGGCAUGAUGUCGGGAAGCGGUAGCUCCGGUAUGGAGCUGCUGUUGGCCGGCCUUAAGUUCAUCAACGCGUUUACGGAAACGUGUCCGGAUCUUCAGACAAAAUUCUACGUGCAAGCAGAACUGAAACAAGCUGGAUUCAAACCGGCAGCUAUACUGAAAAAUAUUUCCAACAAAUCGCCACUGUUGAGCUCUGUUUCGGACGAGAUAUACAGAUGGCAGAAAAAUUUCAUAAACGUGGAGUCACUUAAAAGGCAACACGACGAGGUCAUCAGAGAGGCAAAGUGUCUCAGAGAGAAAGUAGUAAUGCUAGAAAAAAAAAUUCACCUUCUCCAGGAGGAGAAACGUGUAAUUUCUUCACGCAAGGACCACGCGAAUAGCUCGGAAAAGAACAGCAAAAACGAGGGUGGCGGCAACUCGGCCGAAGACGAGGGAAUCAGUUCUUCGGAACAAGACGAUUGCGAAGAAGAGGUGACGACGAGCAAGAAGGUGAAAGUGUCAUAUAAGAUGUACAACUUGUCACAGAACGACACGACGGUGGAUGAAGUGCUCGAGGACUUCGACAAGGUGAUCAACGACGCGUCCACGGAGUCAGGUGGCGGCGGUAGCCGGCAGGUGUCGUCGUCGGUAAGUAGCGACAACUCGAAACGGUACUACGAGCAGUACUCGGACCCUGACGACGUGAUCAUCGUUCCGACGCGGAUCGUGCCGGAACCGCCGAGAAGGUCCAGGAGCCUGUUGGCGAAUAAAAACUUCGAGGUGAAUCCGUUUUUCGAGGACGACGAGGAGAGCGCGGAAGACUCGGAAUGCCCGUACGGGGACGAGGAGAACAACGCCAAGUGCACCGCGGCGCUUCAACGGAACGAGACGUUCCGCAACGCGCAGAAGCAGAUCAAGCGAUUCUCGGCAUUGGCGCUGCACGCGGACCGUCCGGAGUGGGAGAUGCAGGACGUGGGGGAGUCACAGGGAUGCAGACGGAAGUCCAUAUACGACGUGUUUGGGCCACCAGCAAAGGGCUCGGUGGCGCAGGUGACGCGAUCGGCGAGCACGAGGAACGUAGCCAUUGGCGGUGAAGGUUUCAACCGCAUGCCAGUUACCCGAUUCGACCUGUGCGCGUCCGAGCGAUCAGUUUACCUGCCGAAGGGAUGCAGGGAUGAUGGCGGUGGUGCUGACGAACCCAAGGUGUUCGUGACCCGGGGUCGUAACAUCGCAGGACUAUACUCCGGCUACAAGGGCGCGGGCAGGGAUCCAGUGGUGGCCGCGGUGGCAGGUCGUCCGAAGACGUGCCAGCCAGGCGGCAACAGUCCCGAUGACAUCGGUCCCUUGAAAGCGUUGCGCCAUAUCAACACGUCUGUUUCCACGGGAAAGCUCACGGAUUUUCCAUCCGGGCUCUAUUAGACUGAACGAGCAUAGAAUAAUAAUAAUAAUAAUAAUACGUGUAAAAUAGUAAUAAUAAUUAAGUUAGUACAAUAUAUAGUAUUGUGUCUUAGGCGUUUCGCAACGUUUCAAAAACAUGUUUAGGUGUUUAUUCUUUUAAUCCUCUUCUAACGCGACCGUUGCACGGGUACACCGACCGAUUAAUCGGCACCACCGUGUUUACCGGUUUCAAAAAUAAUUGUACAUAAUGUUAUACAUUUUAAGUUCACGAAUAUUAGUUGAAGUACAAUAUAGGUUACCGCUUGACUGAAUAGCACUUUUAGCUGUUAUAUAGCCUUUAUUUUAUAUUUCGUUUAAGAGAUUUUUUUUUUCCAAACACUUUAAUUACACAAUUAUAACUUAAAUGAAACGGCGAACGCUAAGAACUUUAAAAUCUUCA